CGGGGCGGGCGGGCGGUCUCCCGGCAACGGGGCGGCCAUGGAGGCGCAGUCGCUGCCCGCGGCGCUGGCGCUGGUGGCGGGCGGCGGCGUGGGGCUCAGCCCGGAGAAGCGGGCGGCGCUGGGGCUGUCGCUGCCGCUGCUGCAGCGCGACUACCGCUUCGAGCGGGUCUGGUUCUGGGGCUGCAUCCAGGGCGUGCGCGGCGCCUACUACAUCGCCGAGGGGCUGCGCCCCAACCGCGCCGCGCCCCGCAUCCGCCUCUACAGCUUGAACUGCUUGGACUGGAGCCUCCUGGUACCGCCGACCAAGGAGAUGGUUGCGCAGGCCGAGCAGCUGAAGGGCCGCUUUCAGGGGGAUCCUUCUUUCGAGUACAACUUCGCCGAGAUAAACCCACAAGCUGCUGAGAAAUUGUUUGAAGGUGGUAAGGAGCCCGUGAUCAAGGAGGAGGCCCGCCUCAUAGCUACGAUAGAACUGAUAGACAGAGCAGUUGGUAUCGUCCCCCGGGGGGCAUUUGUGAAGACUCCUCUUGGGUCCGUGCAUGAAAACAGACACUUUGAAGGUCUGUCUUUGGUGGAGGCAAAAAAGUUAAGUUCCUAUUUCCAUUUCACUGAGCCUGUUAACCUGAAGAAUAAAACCCUGCUGGAAAAGGCUAACCUGGACCCAUCCAUUGACUUUCUAGAUUCUUUGGAGCAUGAUAUCCCAAAAGAUCCUCUCUGGAGCAGUUACUGUCAGAAGUAGGAAUUGCCAAACUUACUGCAUCUACAAUUGUGACUGAAGCCAGAAUUGUCUCUGUCCUCAACAAAUACACAAGAAGUGGACUGUGGAUAUGCAACAUGGGAGUGAUGUUCCCAGCCUGCAAUAGCUGGAAUUCCCCUACAUUUUAAAAGACCUAAAGAACAGGACUGAGAGAUUCAGGGCUGAUUUUAACCUGUCUUAGAGUAAGAACUCUGUUGAAUAGUUUUCUCUAUUAAUUGGAGACUUAGCAUCUGUGAUGGCUGUCAAGGGGGUAACUGUCAUAAAAUGUAUGGUGUAUCAUUACUAGGAGAGCAGAGGUGUCUUACAGAAUGGAAAGUUGGAGGCAGAGAGAACAUUUUAUAUGACAGCUGAGAAGUGGGAAGAAAGGAAGUUAAAAGUGGGUUGAAUAAAGGCAACAAUGGUAAAAGCAGAGUUUAGUGCAAAACUGGAAAACCUGGAGGUUUUUAACAAAACUGUCUGCCAUCCUUAUCUUUACCAGUGAUAUCUGCGGUGUUUGCAGGUUCCAAAUUCUGUCUGUGUGUCUAUCUAUCAGGUUAUCUGUACACUUUUAAGAGUUCAGAAUAUAUCGAUGCUCCUCCUUUAAUCAUUCAGUGGGUCUGUCUGUUUAUUCUUGAUGUCUCAGCUCCCACAGACAAGUGAUGGUGUGACUUAGCUUUUAUUAAAAAAUACAUUUUUAAAAAUGAUUGUAGAGAAAAGUGUCUUGCCUCAAAAGCAUGAACGUGAAGGGGUUGCAAUGCUGAUCUUCUGACACUACAGUAUCAGAUCAUGUAAAGCUUCAUUCUGAUCCAAGUGGCCAGCUGGCCAGGACGUUGCAUGUUGGGAUCUGUAGGUUUUGCUGGCCAUAUGUCUGCAUUAAAGAUAAGCUUGUUUGCUCUAGUCUAAGCAGACAAUCUGCUCAACUUUAUGCACAAUUAGAUGUGGCCUUUCAGCUGCUGGCAUGUUGCCAGCAUGGUCCUCUCUGCUGCAUGCAAUUUGGAACCCUAAACAUACUAUUUCAGGAACUAGGCUUGUGGCAAUUUUACAUCUGCUUGUGGAUAAUGGAAUGGCAAAGCAAACAGCAAUAAUUCCUAUCAUGCCUACAGUAUUUUCACUUGAUGACCUAAUGUUGUGGAGAUACGAAAUAACAGUCACUUGUCAGGCAUUGACAUGAUGGGGAAAGUGAAAAUAGAGGGUGAAGGUUGAUUUUACUGUGACCGUGGUAUCAGAUCAGACUGUGUUCCAUUCCACAAGGUUAAAGAAAGGGGGUGAGACAAAGCCUGAGGUACUAGUGUAGAGGGGAAAGCUUGGGAGGAUGUGAGACAGGGGUGGAGAAUGCAGUUCUUUGGCACUUUCAAACUACAGUUCAGAAAAGCAUUAACUUGACUCUGAGGGUUUGUUACAGAUUACUGACUCAGAUCACUUUGAUAUGGAGAGAAGGGAUGCCAACAGGACACUGUUAAAAACUGAUGUGGGUGGGGAGGUAUGUCUAGAUAGGAAAAGAUAUGAGUGGAAUUAGGUUUUAUACGAGAAGACUUUCUUCAAAAGCCAUGACUACCAGUCAAUAAAUAGCUGGUUUUGGCUGAAAGCCUACCACAGUUCACUUGUAGAAUAGGAGCAGAAAUUAGAAUUUAAAAAGACACAUGAAAGGAAAUGCAGAAAGUUUGGAACAAUUAAUGACAAUGAUAUAAAUUGGAAUUUAUAAUGAGUAGAAAAUGACAAAGGGAGCCAGAAUAACCUGGAGUAGUCCAUGACAACGGUAAGACAGAUUUAUUUCAACUAUAUUGAGAAGAAAAGAAAGCAUAGUAAUGCUAUUGGAAACUGUCACUAAAUGGUGACGGUAAAAAGGCUGGUAAGAAUGUGCAAGGGCAUAAGUCCUCAAUAUUUUUUUCUGGUUUGUUUUUGUAAAGAAUAUGGACUCACAUUAAACAAAGACAAUAAAAUACUUUUUCAGACAGCUUUCAGACUGUUUGCUAAGAGAGGGAAGAGUUAAACAACCUCGCCUGUGAGUCAAAAGAAUUAAAAUGGCAGUCAAAUUAGUUACUUCUGAAAUCAUUAUCUCAGGAGACUUGGGGCAUACUAACCUUUAAUAAAUCCCAGCAUUGCAGAAUUUCCCCCCUAAACUUCAUCUUCUUUAGUAGUUGAGAUUCAGAAAUCACCAAAUGGGUGUAUUUCUGGAAGGGGUCAGAAGGGGCUUCAGCUGGGACCAGUGCCAGUAUUGAUAUUCUUCAACUUACUUACAAAUGAUCUAGAAGUAAAGGACUGAUGGAGAGAGAAAUAAUGACAAAGGUAGGAUAGAUACAGAGAUCUAGAUGUAGCUACCUGCAAAGUCACAUAUGUACAGGUAAGGACUGGAAGCCAGAUUUUUAGAUUUAUAUUCUGGAAGCUGUAGCUCUUAAAAGAAAUCCAGGCACAACCCACUGAACAUCAGGUCCCAGUCUGAUCCUGAGACAUAAAUGGUUAAUUUGAUCUGCAGAUACAUAAACAAGGGCGUAGCAAAGAGGAACAGGGAGGUGACUGUAUUUCUGCAUAUAGUGUUAGUGGAAUCAGGACUGGAUUACUGCACAUUGCAAAACCGGAGAGUUGCAGAAAAGAGACAUAAAAUGAUUCAAGGGCUGGUGAGAGACACAAACAGUUCAAUCUUUAUCUUGCAGAAAAGACCACGAGAACGGCUGUAUUGCACUGUGUAAAUGCUCUGUGGAGUUUCAGUAUUGGGUACUGAAGAUCUAAUUAUUAUAGCAGAGAAAGGCAUAACAGGGAUCAGCAGCUAAAUAUUAUAGCCAGAAAACCUAAAAUGAACAAUUAGAUAAAAUUUUUAACAAUGAAAUUAUUACCAGCUAGCAAGGGUAAUAGAUGAGCCUGUCUCUUGGCAUCUUAACAUCAUGCUGGAUAUCUUCCUGGAAACGGUGUUUCAGCCAAAUGAAAAUAUAAGUUGAUAGUCCCAGACAUGAGUAACUGAGUUCAGUUUAAUGGGCAGAGUUUUAAUGGUAUGUAGGAGUCCAGAUUCCUGGUAUGCCUGGCCAUAAACUUGAUGACAACCAUGGAGAGUGAUGUUCAGCUUGGGCUUCUUCACUGUCAGUGACAAUAACACAAUGGUGACAAUGGGUUCCUGAAACAGUGACUCUGCUUUCUGAAUUUCGAUGCAUGAGGGCUCAAAAGAGGACUAAAGAGUUUGCUGAUUUGCUGCUGUCAGUUGUGAAUGUUAAUCUGGGGAGCUGAGACCCUUCAGAUGUAAUUGCUGACUCUAAUGCCAGGAGAAAUUUUAUAGCAUCAAUCUAAAUGGGUAUACAGUGGCAGGAUGCAUCACAGUGAGUCUUGUCUACUUGCUGUUUAAGAUUAAAUUAGAAGACAAGUGCUUAGACAGAAGAUCAUUUCACCUCCUUUACCAUUUUGACUGUGGAGGAAGUGAUAGCCACUUGGUCUGUAGCUCUAUUUCUUCAUCUGAAAGUACAGUGGUUUUGGAGCAUUCCUCAUACAGCAUUACAAAGGGAUUUGUGGCCUUUUCCUUGGCUGAAUACUUUGGGCACUAGCCUUUCUGUAAACUUGCUGAACAGUAGUGUGAGUUAGAAUGCUAACCUUCUGUCCUCUAAGCUUCAUUGGCACACUCUUUAUCGGUUUAGCAAAAGCUGGUGCUUAAUGGGCCCUUGAAGAUGGAGGGGUUGCAUUUCUAAGUGGGAGAUAGUCUCCGUGGACACUCUCAAAGGCCAUUUUGGCAGCCCCACUUGGCUGUCCCAAAAGCCCGGGUGCAGGAUGGAACAAAACCAGGAGGCAAAACCCUGCUUUAUCUCCACGCAUUAACACAGCUAAUUAACUCCCUUUCGGCCCUUCCCCCUUCCUCCCCAGCCUUCAAGGCGAUUAAUCCCCUAUCAGCCUCGGACUCCAGCCAUUUGAAGAGCCUGUGUCUGCAGAGGUAUUUACAGCCCCAGCCCGCCAGCAGAGCGCAAGGGCCCGUUAUCAGGGCUGUAAGACAAAUGGCUGCCUAUCUCCCCAGUGGCCUUGCAAAAUCCAGCAAAGUGCUAUGCUGUGCUGGCCACCUACUUUCACCCAGCCUCCCUUCUCUGCUAACAUUUCACAGAUGUGACCUGAGCCCUCCCCUUUCAUUGCUUAACAAUAAGCAGCACCUCCCCAGCUCUGUGAAAGCCGAGAGCAAGAGCACUUUACUUCUUAGCCUGCCAAGAGCCACACGGGGACAAGGCUUUUCAAGCUGUCUCGCUGAAAUCCAAACUAAAAGACUCAUAAUAAAUGAGAGGGCAGUGCUUCAUGUCUGCAAGGAUAAAAAGAGGUAACCAAAAUGUAGACUGAAAUAUCUAGCAUGGCUCACAGCUAUCCUCAUUCCUCGUUGGAUUUGUCCUAGGGCUUGGUGUGUGUGUGAAACUGAACUACAGUAAUCUCAUGGAAUUACCUGGCAUUUAUACAAGUGGUUUUGACAAACAAGCCUUAGAACAGUGUUAGAGAAGAACAGAUUAGUGUGUGCCUGACAACAGUCGGAUUUCAGAUCCGAAAAGUGAACCCAGAACCUGGCCCAGUGGGUUAUUAGUAAAAGCAUUGGCACCUGGAAUUCUCUCUUAAAACUGAAGUCGGCCAUCCCUAGAAAUAAUUUCAUGAUGGCUCUAGCUGCUAUCUUCCAGCAGGGUGCACUAUGGUGCCAGCAAUGUCAGUGAGCUCAGAAAGGAAACCACAGAAAAGUAAAACAGAAAGAAAAGCACCAAGAGCAGCAUCAAACCGAGAAGGUAUGGCCUGAGUUUCUGGACUGUGUAUGAUAUACUGGCCUCCUGCACUGCAGGUAUAGGGAAGAUACUCUCUCCCUUCCAAACCUAGGCAAUUUCUGGAAUUGUCACUGGGUUUUUCAGUAGCUUUCUUAGCAUCA
Molecule: messenger RNA, 5597 nt
Organism: Myiozetetes cayanensis
Lineage: Eukaryota; Metazoa; Chordata; Aves; Passeriformes; Tyrannidae
Gene: RSPH9
Product: radial spoke head component 9
Exons: 5
Coding region: 38-736 (232 amino acids)
Biological process (GO): motile cilium assembly; cilium movement involved in cell motility; axoneme assembly
Cellular component (GO): axoneme; radial spoke
Source: RefSeq, a predicted model, not a curated record